This is a messenger RNA of Rotaria sp. Silwood1, 3495 nucleotides long. NCBI's taxonomy places the organism in Eukaryota, Metazoa, Rotifera, Eurotatoria, Philodinida, Philodinidae. The record is from the annotation of a GenBank genome assembly.
AUGAAUAAAUUUUCAUAUGAAAAAAAUCUUUGGCCACCAUAUCGAUUACAUAAACCAAAAGAUCAAUUUCAAACAAAUCUAAGAUGUAUUCUUCAAAGUCGAUAUUUACAUGGAGUUUUCUUUUCUAUUUGUCAUUGGAUGAUGAAUGAAACAAUUAUUCACGAAGAUAUUUUAUCAUUAUUAGUUUAUCUUUGUGAAUUAGCUAUUGAUGAACAAAUUCGUCGAUUAAAAUAUGGUGAAUUUCUUAAUGGUUAUGCUCCAUCAACUAUUCAAUCACCUCAAUGUCAUAACAAUUCAGAUAUUAAUCAUUCAAUUUCAUUAGAAACACUGACGUCGUUAGAGGAUGAAAAUAUUGAUGAAUGUCAAAAACAACAACAACCAAUAGAAUUUUCUGUAACAGAACCAACUUUAUUUGGAGUUAACAUUAAUGGAGAUUAUGGGAAUCUUCGUAUAAUUAAUACAAAAGAAUCAUCAAAUCUGAUUCAUAUACCAUAUGGUAAUUCAAAAAUAAAUUCAUGUCGAGAAACUAAUAAACGAGAAUGUUUAAAUGAAGUUGAACAAUGUUAUACUCAUAGUGCAAUCAAAUUUAAUCAAAUUUCUGAACAUGAACAACAAAUUCAAAAACAAUGGGAUGAACUUAUUAUGGCAAAAGAUUCAUCUGUACAUAAUCAAAUGUCUUAUUCGAUGCCAUUUUAUGAUCUUGAAAAUCAAUUUAUUAGAUCAGAUUCUUUAAACUCACAACAUUGUCAAAAUAAUUACGAUAAACAAGAACAAGAACAUACUCAACCACAAAUAAAAAACAAAAAAGAGAAAAUAGAAGGAAUUAUCGAUGGAAAAUAUGAAACAUUUUAUGAACAAGAUAAUUUUCUUAUAAAUGCUCAUACUAUUAUUGAAAAAAUCUCUUUUGAACGAGUUAUACUUGAUAUUGAAAAUGAUACUACUGAAUCUGUAUUCAAAGAAGAAUCACAUACAGAAAAAAGUUGUACAAAUAUUCAUCUUGAUCGACCAUCGAUAAACUUUAGUACAGUUUCAAUACAAACAAAUUCUAAAUAUAUAACUGAAACGAAAUGUAUCAAUAUGUCUUUAGUACAAAUGCUCAUUCAUCUUCUAUCUAAAAUAAUAUUAAAUAUAAAUGAUAUGAACAAUAAUAAAAUUUCAUUGAGUCAUUUACUUGAUAAAGCUCGUAUGAAAAAAGGAUCGGAAAGAAUAGGUAAUGGUACUGUUUAUCUUGCCAGUCUGCUAAUUAAACUUGAACAAUUAUGUGAUGAAUGUAAAGUACAAAUCAAUGAAACAGUUAAUCAAUUAGAACAUAAUCAAUCGAAUAAUAAUAUAAAUAAUAUUAACAACAAAACUAAGGCUAAAGCAAUGCAACAAAAAAUAUUUGAUGAUAUAGCUAAAAAACAACUAAAAAUUUUAACAGCAUCGAAUGAUGAACAUAAAGAAGAAGUUUUAACAAGUGAUGAUAAAGACAAUAAUGUCGAAUGUUGUAUUUGUCAAAGUAAAGAUGAUCAAAAUCUACUUGGACUAGUUGUUAGAUUAACUGAUACAGGCGUUCUUGGAGUUCGACAAGUUAGCAAUAUUUCGGAUAAUUAUCUACCAUUAUCUAAUGAUGACUCUAAUAAUGAUGAUUCUUCGUUGAAAGAUCUCUUAACUUGCUGUCACUUCUCUACUAAACCAAAUAAUAAAGAGCAAUCAUCUAUGAUCAAAAAAAUUGAACCUGUUUAUCAGAAAUAUAAACAUAAACAUGAACUAACAUGUGCUGAAUAUUAUGAAGAUAAAAUACGUGCUAUGCUUCAAGUUUUUUCUGAAGAAAGUGCAUCCAAGUCUGUUACAAUUAGUUGGAGAACGGGCGUAGUUAUUGAUUCUUGUGGUCAUUCAAUACAUUUAUCAUGUUAUGAACAAUAUUUAAAAUCUCAUAUUAAAAAAAUUAAUAUAGAAAUCGAUCUACAUAAUGAAUUUAAAUGUCCAAUGUGUCGUCAACUAUCAAAUGCACUAAUUUAUAGUCCACUAAUUAGUAAACAAAAUGAAUUAAAUGAACAUUUAAUUGAUUCAAUUACUAAUCUCAUUGAAAAAAAUGUUAAACCCUGUAUUUCUCCUCCAAUAGCUGAAUGGUUAAUAAAUUUUAUUCAAAAAAUGUAUAUGAUGGUAAAUAAGAGUCAACGAACAAUUAAUAAACAUGAGAAAGAAUUAAAUAAUGAUAUUAUUGAAUUAUUUAUUGUUUCUAUACUUAGAUUUAAUCUAGAGAAUGAUUCACUCAUUCGAGAUACUGAACAUAUUCUUGUAACAAUAAUCAAUCGAAAAUCAUGCUUUCGUGAAUUAUUUUAUAUCUGCAGUUUACAAUAUCCACAUCUAUUGAAUAAUUCACAUAUUUCACUUUGGUGUCGAAUUACUGGUCUAAUGGCGACGAAGUUAGAAAAUAAUGAUCAUGAUGAUACAGGAAUUAUUUAUAAACAAGUUGUUCCAUUAUUACUUUCUGAUCCAGUUGCUUUACUUCUUCGAAUCAUGCUUAGUUUAUCUAAUUCAAUUACAAAAGAAUCUUAUCAAGUCAUAGUACAAGCUAUAUUUAAUCUAGUUUAUAUUCAAGCAUUAUUCACAAUUGUUAGUGAAAUGAAUAAAAGUGAGCAAGAAAUAUGGAGUAAUAUUCACAAGAAUAAAUCUGAAAAUAAUAUGAUGAAAUAUCUUCGUAUUAUAUCAUUUAAGUUAUUGCAAUCUAAUUUUAACUCAGAUGCGGAUAACUCAAAAGUUUGGUCUCUUGAAUCAAUUAAUGCAUCGAUUUAUGAACGAUGUGGAAACUUCAUUAAAAUAGCUGCUCUCAUACAACAUCAUCUUUAUCAACCAAUAACAUGGUGGUUUCCGGGUCGUCAAUUUCAAUUUGAUAUUUUAUGGAAAAAUUUGAUUCAAGAAUUACAAUUGUAUGAUUUUGGUCAGCCAUAUUGGUAUUGUAAUGAUUCAUUAUCUUUAAUUAUCAAUUGGUUAGAUGAACUAUUUCUAAUCAAUAAUCAAUAUUCAAUAUUUGUUCGACAUAUUGCUCAUGCCAUACCUUCGUUUGAUUCACCACGCUUUAUUGAUUUACCUGCAUGUUAUUCAGAUUUAUUUCAAUCAUGUAAUCGUCUUCAUUGUUCUUAUUGUCGAGCACUAGUUACUGAACCUAUUUUAUGUUUAAUCUGUGGAAUUGUUUAUUCAAAAGAAGGUUCUGAAACAAAAUGUUGUAUUCAACAAACACAUUCUAUCAACGAGCAUUUCAUUGCAUGUAAUGAUGGUUUACAUAUAUCAAUAAAUAUUAAUUCUACAAAAACAUUAAUUCAACGAAAACAACGUUAUACUUAUUGGGCAUCACUUUAUCUUGAUAAACAUGGUGAAGAAGAUAUUAAUCUUAGACGAGGUCGAAUAUUAUAUUUGAAUGAAAAUCGAUUAAAAUUACUCUAUUCAGCAUGGAUUUCAACUAAUCUUGAUCAACUCACAAAUCGAUGGUCGACUGAUCAAUUUGAUUUUUAA